Molecule: messenger RNA, 3791 nt
Organism: Cebus imitator (Panamanian white-faced capuchin)
Lineage: Eukaryota; Metazoa; Chordata; Mammalia; Primates; Cebidae
Gene: TMTC4
Product: transmembrane O-mannosyltransferase targeting cadherins 4
Exons: 19
Coding region: 140-2623 (827 amino acids)
Biological process (GO): protein O-linked glycosylation via mannose; endoplasmic reticulum unfolded protein response
Cellular component (GO): endoplasmic reticulum
Molecular function (GO): mannosyltransferase activity; protein binding
Source: RefSeq, a predicted model, not a curated record
GGUCUUGUUGAUGUUGUGGCUGUGGGCUGCGUGUGUGUGUUUCUUUUUUUUUAACCACACACAAAAGAAGGGAGGAGUUAGAGGAACGAUCUAGCCACUAUGAGUCAUCCCACACUUCGCUCUUUCCCCGGGAGAGCAAAUGCAUGAGGAGAAUGUCUUGAGAAACAGAAUUCCUAACCAGCAUAAUGCUGGAGCCGGGGGCCACCAGCCUGCAGUUUUCAGAAUGGCCGAGUUGGACGCUGAUUUGGAUCGCAUCCUUCCCUCUCCUGUUCUUCCUCCUUUCUGGGCUAAGUUAGUAGUGGGAUUGGUGGCCAUUGUGUGUUUUGCACGGAGCUAUGAUGGAGACUUUGUCUUUGAUGAUUCAGAAGCUAUUGUUAACAAUAAGGACCUCCAAGCAGAAACACCCCUCAGCGACCUGUGGCACCAUGACUUCUGGGGCAGUCGACUGAGCAGCAAUACCAGCCACAAGUCCUACCGACCUCUCACCGUCCUGACUUUCAGGAUUAACUACUACCUGUCAGGAGGCUUCUACCCCGUGGGCUUUCACGUGGUCAACAUCCUUCUUCAUGGUGGCAUCUCUGUCCUCAUGGUGGACGUCUUCUCGGUUCUGUUUGGUGGCCUACAGUACACCAGUAAAGGCCGGAGGGUACACCUCGCCCCGAGGGCGUCCCUGCUGGCUGCACUGCUGUUUGCUGUCCAUCCUGUGCACACCGAAUGUGUUGCUGGUGUUGUUGGCCGUGCAGACCUCCUGUGUGCCCUGUUCUUCUUGUUAUCUUUCCUUGGCUACUGUAAAGCAUUUAGAGAAAGUACCAAGGAGGGAACACAUUCUUCCACCUUCUGGGUGCUGCUGAGUAUCUUUCUGGGAGCAGUGGCCAUGCUGUGCAAAGAGCAAGGGAUCACCGUACUGAGCUGUAAACUGAUAGAGGUGGCCAUCCUUCCUACCACGGCCCUGCCUGACAAAGGCCUGCUCUUAUCAAUGUGUGAUUUCCAAAGUCACCCUGGGCAGCUCCAUUCCAGCCAGCGGGAAGGGGAAACCAAGUGGGAAUAUGUGCCCACCUUUUACAACCAAACCUCCGAAAUGGGUUUGAAUGCAGUAUUUGACAUCUUGGUGAUAGGCAAAUUCAAUGUUCUGGAAAUUGUCCAGAAGGUACUACAUAAGGACAAGUCAUUAGAGAAUCUCGGCAUGCUCAGGAAUGGGGGCCUCCUCUUCAGAAUGACCCUGCUCACCUCCGGCGGGGCCGGGAUGCUCUAUGUGCGCUGGAGGAUCAUGGGCACCGGCCCGCCUGCCUUCACCGAGGUGGACAACCCGGCCUCCUUUGCUGACAGCGUGCUGGUGAGGGCCAUAAACUAUAAUUACUACUAUUCAUUGAAUGCCUGGCUGCUGCUGUGUCCCUGGUGGCUGUGUUUUGAUUGGUCAAUGGGCUGCAUCCCCCUCAUUAAGUCGGUCAGCGACUGGAGGGUAAUUGCACUUGCAGCGCUCUGGUUCUGCCUAAUUGGCCUAAUAUGCCAAGCCCUGUGCUCUGAAGAUGGCCACAAGAGAAGGAUCCUUACUCUGGGCCUGGGAUUUCUCGUUAUCCCAUUUCUCCCCGCGAGUAACCUGUUCUUCCGAGUGGGCUUCGUGGUCGCGGAGCGAGUCCUCUACCUCCCCAGCGUCGGGUACUGUGUGCUGCUGACUUUUGGAUUUACAGCCCUGAGCAAACACACCAAGAAAAAGAAACUCAUCGCAGCUGUUGUGCUGGGGAUCGUACUCAUCAACAUGCUGAGAUGCGUGGUGCGCAGCGGCCAGUGGCGGAGUGAGGAACAGCUUUUUAGAAGCGCCCUGUCCGUGUGUCCCCUCAACGCUAAGGUUCACUACAACAUUGGCAAAAACCUGGCUGAUAAAGGCAACCAGACAGCCGCCAUCAGAUAUUACCGGGAAGCUGUAAGAUUAAAUCCCAAGUAUGUUCAUGCCAUGAAUAAUCUUGGAAAUAUCUUAAAAGAAAGGAAUGAACUACAGGAAGCUGAGGAGCUGCUGUCUUUGGCUGUUCAAAUACAGCCAGACUUUGCUGCUGCAUGGAUGAAUCUAGGCAUAGUGCAGAACAGCCUGAAACGGUUUGAAGCAGCUGAGCAAAGUUACCGGACGGCGAUUAAACACAGAAGGAAAUACCCAGAUUGUUACUACAACCUCGGGCGUCUGUAUGCAGAUCUCAAUCGCCAUGUUGAUGCCUUGAAUGCGUGGAGAAAUGCCACCGUGCUGAAACCAGAGCACAGCCUGGCCUGGAACAACAUGAUAAUACUCCUCGACAAUACAGGUAAUUUAGCCCAAGCUGAAGCAGUUGGAAGAGAGGCACUGGGAUUAAUACCUAAUGAUCACUCUCUCAUGUUCUCGUUGGCAAACGUGCUGGGGAAAUCCCAGAAAUACAAGGAAUCUGAAGCUUUAUUCCUUAAGGCAAUUAAAGCAAAUCCAAAUGCUGCAAGUUACCAUGGUAAUUUGGCUGUGCUUUAUCAUCGCUGGGGACAUCUAGACUUGGCCAAGAAACACUAUGAAAUCUCCUUGCAGCUUGACCCCACGGCAUCAGGAACCAAGGAGAAUUAUGGUCUGCUAAGAAGAAAGCUAGAACAAAUGCAAAAGAAAGAUGUCUGAUCCUUUUUCCUUCACGUUUUGAGUUUGAGUGUGUGUGUGCAUGAGGCAUAUCAUUAAUAGUAUGUGGUUACAUUUAACCAUUUAAAAGUCUUAGACAUGUUAUUUAUUUUAUUGAUUUUUCUAUGAAAACAAAGACAUGCAAAAAGAUUACAGCACCAGCAAUAUACUCUUGAAUGCUUGAUGUGACUUUUGCAUUGAAAUUGUAUUUUUUCAGACAACUCAAAUGUAAUUCUAAAAUUCCAAAAAGUCGUCUUUUUUUUAAUUAAACAGAAAAAGAGAAAAACUAUCUUGAGCAACUUUGAGUAGAAUUGAACAUACAUUUAGGAUCUGAGCCUUGUCGUGUAUGGACCAGCAAGCACUACUAAACUUCAGUUAUGGCCGAGAAAGGACAGGCUGACUCCUGCAAUUUGUCUAAAUAAUGAACAUGUCUGUAUAUUAGCAUUUUUAUUUAAUGACAAAACAAAUUAAGAUUCUUGUUUUUUAUCUCUUUUUUUAAACAAUAUACUAUGAACCGCGUUUGUAAGGAAAUAUUUAUUUGUAUUUUUAUGUUUUGAAUAGGGCAAAUAAUUGAAUGAGGAAUGGAAAUUUUAACGUUAGUGUAUCUAUUUGCUUAUCCCCAUAGGAAGAAAUCGACUCUUGCAGUAGUUUUUGAAUGCUCUGACUUGUGCAAUUUCAAUAUAUAGGAGGUUAUAUAUAAUGUUUUACAUAGACAGUUACUAUCAAUAGAAAGUUGAAGCCACACUUUAGGCAAGAGCAGGCAGCCUCACAUCUUUAUUUUUGUUACAUCCAGGGUUAAGAGGGCAACACAUCUAUGUAAGCUGCUUUUUAGUGUUUUUAACUGUAAAGCCAUUUUCCAUUCCGAUUAAUGAAACUACAGACAUUAUCCGGAAAAUGCAAAAUUUUCUCUCAAAUGGAGCCACAUUCGGGAAAUUUGUGGUAUUUUUAGGAAUUGAGUUGUUCCUGCUGUUUUAUUUCAUCCAAACAAUGUUUUGUUCUUCUGUGUAUGCUGUUGACCGAAUGAUUUCUGCAAUCUCUAUAAUUUCUUACACAGUAAAAUUAUUACACUAACUAGCAUGAAAAUGCCAUAUUGCCUUCUUAAUCAAUGAUUUUUAAGUAGUGAACUUUGUAUCCUCCUUUACCUUAAAAUGAAAUCAAAGUGACCAGAUCA